Molecule: messenger RNA, 1899 nt
Organism: Neoarthrinium moseri
Lineage: Eukaryota; Fungi; Ascomycota; Sordariomycetes; Amphisphaeriales; Apiosporaceae
Exons: 2
Coding region: 1-1899 (632 amino acids)
Molecular function (GO): catalytic activity
Source: RefSeq, a predicted model, not a curated record
AUGACAUCGGGCUCUUCUCCACGGCGACGCCUGUUUCUUUACCCAGACCCAAUACGAGCGCCCGACGUUCCACGGAGGCUGGAGAAGAAAGCAAAUCCCAGAAUCUAUGGCUGGUUUCUUGUGGCGGCAGCGUUCCUCAUGGAAUGCGUUGGGUUCAUCCGCCAAAGCGCAUGGAACAACGCGGGGUUCGGCUCUCUGCGAGAUAUUCGGGACUAUCUCGCCCUGACGGAACCUCGCUAUGACCCAACAGUGGUCCCACUGGAUGAGGGAGAUGAGGGAGAUGACGGAUCACACGGGAGCCUGUGUGAAGAUCUUCCUAAUGCGGCCUCAAGGCCAGGUGCUCCAGAUGCCGUGGCUGACCUGCGUUCUCGGUACCUGUCAGGUGAGAUCACGCCGCUCGACGUAGUCCGAACUAUUCUUCCGUUGAUACGGCGUGACAUACAACCACCUGGAGUGCAUUCUCCCGCGUGGUUUGAGGUUAAAGCGGACUUGGUUAUCAAGGCUGCUGAGGCGUCGACUCAGAGGUUCAAGGAUGGAAGACCGCUUGGCCCCGUAGACGGGAUUCCAACGGCAGUCAAGGAUGAAUAUGACAUGGCGGGUUACAAGACUACGCUGGGGUCUCCCACCGACUACCUGAGCCUGAAUCAGACCGGCCCGGCGGAACACGUAACAGGGGACGGGAAACCAGAAUCUUGGUGUGUUCAGAAGCUGGAGGAGGCUGGUGCAAUUAUACUUGGCAAGUUGUCGAUGCAUGAAUUUGGAAUGGAUACGCCGGGUUAUAACCUCACGUACGGAACGCCCCGGAACCCUUACAACUCGAAAUAUUACUGCGGCGGCAGUUCCUCGGGCUCCGCAUACGCAGUUGCAGCAGGCCUCGUGCCGUUCACUAUGGGCAGUGACGGUGGUGGGAGCAUUAGGAUCCCGGCAUCCUUCUGUUCUGUUUUCGGGCUCAAGCCAACACAUGGUCGGGUGUCUUUCUUCCCCACGCAGAACCACAGUAACACUGCCGCGGUCAACGGACCGAUGGCAGCGGAUGUGAGGUCUCUGGCUACCCUGUAUGCCGCGAUCAGGGACCCGGACCCCAAGUCGCUUUUCCCACGGCCAAGCAAGAAGUUCAUAGACCUGUCACACGACAAUCCAGCCCGGCCAAAGUUGCUAGGCAUCCCAGAAGCCUGGAUCCAGCGUUCUCAACCUUCGGUCCAGACGUUGUGCCGCGAGAUGGUCGACUGGCUUGUAGAGCACAAGGGCUACAAGACCGUGCCAAUUGACAUUCCCUUUCUCGCCGAGGGCCAGAUCGCGCACGCCCUGACCAUCCUCACGGACGCCGCAACACUCCUCCCCGACCCGAAGGGAAUUUCACCUGCGAACAGGAUUCUCUUAGCUCUCGGCCGCACCACGCCCGCCAUCGACUACCAGCUCGCACAGAAGUUACGCCACGUGCUCAUGCAGCACCUUGCGUGGCUCUGGUCGCAGUACCCGGGCAUGAUUAUCGUGACCCCGACGACUGCCUGUGCCGGAUGGCCCAUCCGUGACGAGACUGAACUGCAGUUCGGGAUGAGUGACGGCGAUCAAACCAUGAGGAGCAUGGAAUACGUGUGGAUGGCAAACUUUUGCGGAGUGCCGGGCAUAAGCGUGCCGGCUGGGUAUGUGACGCCAGACGGGGUGCAGGGCGAAGGCGGAGUGGCAGAUCAGGAUACAGUGGGCAAGGUUCCAGUCGGAUUGAUGGGAAUGGGAGAGUGGUGUGAGGAAGAGGCGUUGCUCAGGUUUGGCCUCGACGCUGAAGAUGCUGGUUGGAAGUUAGGGAGACGGUCCAGGGCUGAGACUUGGGUUGACGUCGUUGGGAUUGCAAGGGAAGCCAGGAAUGGGGACAGUGAAGCAGACGAGGCGGUUGCGAAAUAG